CGAGAACCGUGGCAUGCAGUGUCAGUACACUGUCAUGUGGGCCCUUGAAAGGAGGCAAGUGGGGGUAUUCUGUGCUAUAAAAUGGAGAAGCUGCACAGGCGAUGGAUAUCAAGGAAUCAACAGAGAACCUCUUUACUGUUCAUCUUCCUCUGUUCUCUAGUCUGUUCAUCUUCCUCCAUUCUCUAGUCUGUUCAUCUUCCCCAGCUUUAUCUCUCUUGUACCCAGAUUCUCUUCCAUUCUAGUACCUUGCUGUUAUUAGUUGAGUUCAAGAGGCUAGUGCUGUUAACAAGUGGUAUCAGAGGCGUUCGAUCCUCGACUUCAAUUUGCCAACGCCAUGACUCUCAACGUCAAGCUCAUCCUCGACGAGUUUAAUAGGAGGUUCGACGAGUGGGAGACUCGCUGGGACCGACGCUUCUCGUCUGCCGCGUACAUCGACCAACCGCCCACCCCGCCCAGCGUCAACCACCCCUCCUCCGACGCAUCUGCCCGCGCGCCGUCCACCCGGGCUGCGGCCGUUGGGGCCGUCGUCAUCGCCGACAACUGGGGCGGAUGCUUCGAUGACGGCGAGCGGUACUGCACAGCGCCAUCCGUCAUCGCCGACGACUGGGGAGGAUUAUUUGAUGGCGAGGUCGCGAAUGUCAACACCGAGUUCGCCGACCACUGGUACGGUCCAUCCUCCACCGACCCCGACGCACCACACGAUGCGGACGCCGACAGCUUCUUCAUCAACACCGGCGAAGGGCCCGUAGAGCCAGUUUUUGGCGAUACGGCCGUAGGCGCGCUUGGUGACGUGGGCGCUGUCCCAGAUCUAGUGGAGGAGGAGGAGGUACCUGUCGACACGCCCGCCAAGUGUUUGAUGAGAGUCCUCAACCGCAGCGACUACUACGUUUCCAACCGUGGCGACUACUACGGUCCAUACACUUCCUCCACCGUCGACGCGGCGGCGGUGCUGCUCGCCGACGCGGCCGAGGCUCGACUCGACUGGCGCUUCGCCAAGCUGCCGCAGCCGCAAGCUGAGGAGGUGGACGAGCCGUUCCGCGACGUGGCGAACCCUCCGUCGCAUCCUUCCAUCGUCUACGAGUCGUACCGCGACGCGGCCGAGGCUCGACUCGACUGGCGCUUCGCCAAGCUGCUGCAGCCGCAAGCUGAGGAGGUGGACGAGCCGUUCCGCGACGUGGCGAACCCUCCGUCGCAUCCUUCCAUCGUCUACGAAUCGUACCGCGACGAGGCCAUGGCGGGAGCCGGUGCUAGAGCGCUUGCUGGCCGUUGCAACGAGCGGCCCGCAAGGGGACGCAAUUCCUCCUCCGACGACAGAUCCGAGCAAUCCUACCUCACGCCCACCUGUGAGGCCACCAACAGGGCCCCUGCACCCGACAAUAGGUUGAUGGCGUCCGUCGACCACCGCCGACGCCAAACUCUGGACGAAGAAGGAGGUGUCGAGCAGGAAUCGGGCGGUGCCAUUGCCGACAAGGUGGAGGCUGUGGCGACGCACGAACUUCCUAGAGAUGAGACCGGAGCAGAGGUCGCAACCCAGCAGCCAUGGCGCCUAUGUCGAUCCACUUCGUCCCUGGUGAUGAUGGGUUCAGAUGGAGCAUGCAUGGGGUUUGCAGCUACUCACCGUGGCGAGCUUGUCGCUGGCGGACACGCUGGAGGAGCACUCUGCUCCGGAGUUGUCGCAGUUUCCGUUGGACACGUGCGAGUUCACGUUCAACCGUGCGUCCGUUCCGCGGAUGGAGCUGCUCACCCUGGGCAUCCUCGAGGGGUGGGUGGUCGCCGACAUCCCUUUCCCCUACAUCUGCUACUUCGUGGCGCAGUUCUGGCAGGACGAGCGCCAGGCGAUCUGCGAGCGCGCCGUGCAGCACCAACUACCUCAAGCAUUGAGGAGGAUGUACCCUUCGACACGCUCACCAAGUGUUCGAUGAGGGUCCUCAACCGCGGCACCAACUACGGCCACAACACGGCCGCUUCACUGAAGACCAGUGGAAAGAGGGCCGAAUUCAUCGUCUCCAUCGUCAAGGGCCGCGGCGGCUCGCUGUUCCGCGAGAAGAUGAUCGUGGGCGUUGGCGCUCACUUCAUCGUCAUCGUCGACGCGUCCAAGCUCGUGUCGCGCCUCGGCUGCAUGGGCGCCAACCCCAUCGAGGUCAUCCCCUUCGACGCGCUCCACGCGCUGGGACUCAUCUGCGGCCUCUUCGACGGCUUGCCUGGAUCCCACACCAGGCGGAGGUCUGUUCCCGCCGCCGCCGCCAACGGGAAAGAAGACUCGAAACAGUACAUCAUCACCGACAACGACAACUACAUCGUCGAGGACGGCAUCCGCGGCGACCUGCGCGGCAUCAGUGAUCGUCUGCUUCAGAUCACCGGCGUCAUAGAACACGACAUGUUCCUGGGCUACUUUUCCCACGCUGAAGAAGGUGGAGAUGCGAGGACGAAGGUGCAGCUGACAGAGGCCGCGGAGCGUUGCUUCGACGAGCUGGUCGGAAGAGGCCUGCUCCGUCUCACGGUCGGAAGCAAUGGAGCCGCGGGAGCCAGGAUGCCCAUCAUGAUCUGCUCCUUCGCGAAGGACGUGUAUGACCAUGAGAACUUCUGCACUGAGUCAGCAGCGAAUAAUCUUUCCGAAGUGCGACGGUUGUCCAUCGUUGAGAACGAGGCUGACGAUCGCAUUGGUGAGGGGAUGACAAUGGCAGCAUGGACGACGAGCAUGGAAACAGUGGUUAAGCUAGAACAGGCCGGCGAGCGCCUGUGGGUCAAGAUGGGCGGCCACAAGGUGCUCAACGUCGACAAGUACGACAACAUCUUCGCCAAGCCAGGCGGCUCAUUCCGCGGCCCCGAUGUGCACGUCGAGACGGCCAGGAGAAAUACUGUCACCUAUAGCAUUUUGGAGCAGAGAGACGCACAGAAGGUUCAGCUCUUCAAAUCCAUUAAUAGUGGUGCUGUUUUUGGCUUUCCCGAGAAUCUUGAGGAAGCUGCAAGAGCUAGUCUCAUGAGUGGAAUUAAGCAACCAUGGCCUCCACCUAUGGAGUUGAGCGAUUGGAUUUGUGCAGGGCCUCCGGCAACUUGACGAUAAGGGUCAGCGGCUUGGGGGCAAGCCGCAUUUUAAGCGUUGGGGAAUGUCAGUACACUGUCAUGUGGGCCCUUGAAAGGAGGCAAGUGGGGGUAUUCUGUGCUAUAAAAUGGAGAAGCUGCACAGGCGAUGGAUAUCAAGGAAUCAACAGAGAACCUCUUUACUGUUCAUCUUCCUCUGUUCUCUAGUCUGUUCAUCUUCCUCCAUUCUCUAGUCUGUUCAUCUUCCCCAGCUUUAUCUCUCUUGUACCCAGAUUCUCUUCCAUUCUAGUACCUUGCUGUUAUUAGUUGAGUUCAAGAGGCUA
Messenger RNA from Zea mays, 3365 nucleotides. RefSeq lists its product as uncharacterized. Gene Ontology annotation, molecular function: ribose-5-phosphate isomerase activity. The transcript has a single exon. The coding region runs from base 335 to 3058 and encodes 907 amino acids. Gene Ontology annotation, biological process: pentose-phosphate shunt, non-oxidative branch. Lineage: Eukaryota; Viridiplantae; Streptophyta; Magnoliopsida; Poales; Poaceae. The record is from RefSeq and is a predicted model, not a curated record.